This is a messenger RNA of Cuscuta campestris, 2198 nucleotides long. Lineage: Eukaryota; Viridiplantae; Streptophyta; Magnoliopsida; Solanales; Convolvulaceae. The record is from the annotation of a GenBank genome assembly.
CUACGCAAUAAUUGAGGAUCACGCACGCCGCACGCAUAGAGGACAGAAGCCGGGCUGGAGAGGGAGGAAGACCGCUGCCGCGUACGUAGCCGGUCGUAGCUGCUCUGCUGCUGUUUCAGUCGCCGGAAAUAGAAUCGCUACCCCGCCGUGUUGCCACCGUGACCAGCGCCGCUGCUCUGCCAUCUUCUCCAUCGAUUGAAUCAUUGAUCUACUAUGUUAAAUACGUCGAAUUCGAGGUAACAUGAAUGAUGAAUAAGGAACUAUCUUGGAGGGCAGCGAGGGCAGAGAGGUUGAUACCCCGUACCAAUGGCAGAACGGCAACUAAGACCAGCAGAAAUUUCAAUGAAGAAAUGACAACCCUAGAUUCCUUCGACUUUGUAUCCCCCCUUCUCUGGAUUUUGUUAUCACUUACAGAGUUUAAUUUCGAAAUAUAUAUCUAUAAACUGUAAACAGCUCAAAAACCUCUCAAAAAAUUGUUCAUUAUAUCUCGGCCAAAACCCUAAAAUUUCUCUGGAAAACCUGUUACCACCAUGAAGCCCUUCAGAUGGAGAUCAGGGAUCGUCUGGCUAUUUCUGAUUUUGUCAGUAUUUGAUAAUGAACGCGUCUCCGGAGAGCCGAGAUCUCAAUCUUCAAAAGAAGCUUAUGUGACGCUUCUCUACGGCGACGAGUUCCUGCUCGGUGUUAGGGUUCUCGGCAAGUCUAUCCGCGAUACUGGAACCACCAAGGAUAUGGUUGCUUUGGUCUCCGAUGGUGUCUCCAGCUAUGCCAAACAGCUCCUUCAGGCAGAUGGAUGGAUUGUGGAAGAAAUUAGUUUACUGGCCAACCCAAACCAAGUGAGACCGACGAGAUUCUGGGGCGUCUACACGAAACUUAAAAUCUUCAAUAUGACUAAUUACAAGAAAGUGGUGUAUCUUGAUGCUGAUACAAUCGUUGUGAAGAGCAUUGAAGAUUUAUUUAAAUGUGGAAAGUUUUGUGCAAAUUUAAAGCACUCAGAAAGGUUGAAUUCGGGUGUUAUGGUUGUUGAGCCAUCUGAAGAAGUUUUUAAGGAUAUGAUUAGCAAGGUUACCACUUUGCAUUCAUACACUGGAGGUGAUCAAGGAUUUCUCAACUCCUACUAUGCUGGGUUUCCUAAUGCUCAUGUGUUUGACCCAAACUUGCCUCAAGAUGUCUUAAAUUCUAGACCAGUGCCUAAAAUGGAGAGACUUUCUACUGUUUACAAUGCCGAUGUUGGCCUAUACAUGCUUGCUAACAAGUGGAUGGUUGAUGAGAAAGAACUUUGUAUUAUCCAUUACACUCUUGGGCCACUCAAACCAUGGGAUUGGUGGACAUCUUGGCUUUUGAAACCGGUUGAUGUCUGGCAGAAUGCUAGGGUGCAGCUUAAGGAAAGUUUACCAGGAACCCAAGGAGGAAAAAAUCCUAAAGAUGAUUUUUUUGUCAAAUUACUUUUUCUUCUUCCGUUAUUUCUUGUACUUUCCUGCUUCUACCGGUCAUAUUUACAGACACACUCCAUUAGUGAUCACAUAAAACAUAUAUACUACAAAUUCAGAGCUGGAGGUAUCCUUCCUUACUCUGCAGUUCCUUCGUCCACCAUCAGCUCUUACCAGCAGGUACCUUCUUACCUGUGUGGGAUGUCAAUCUUUGUCUGUUUUGCUGCUGCUUUGUGGUCUCUCGGGCUCUCAUUUCUGAUCAUCCCUCGUCAAGUAUUGCCUUGGACUGGGCUCAUUCUUAUGUAUGAGUGGACAUUCACACUUUUCUUCAUCUCGUUUGGAAGUUAUUUGAACUUAGUCCAGAAACGGGGAAAGCUGAUGGGAAACCAAGUGGGCUCUUCUCGAGUUGAAUCUUUGGCAUAUGAUUCAGCAAAAGCUCAUCAGCGGCAGCAGUCAUGUUAUGACAUGGCUGCAUGGAACUAUAGUUUGGGAAUGGCUUUUCUUGCCAUUGCAACUCCAUCACUGCCUUGUCUUCUUGGGGUCACUUCGCUAUUUUUAAGGUUGGGUUUGAUGGUAGCGGGAGGGAUCGUUCUUGCAUCGUUCAUGACGUAUGCGUCUGAGCAUUUGGCAAUUAGAUCAUUUGUACGAGGUUUAGAAGAGAAAGAAACGUUGAGGAGCAGUAGUAGUAGUAGAACCAUAUGUUUCUUAUGUUGAUGGAUGGCUUCAAUCUUUGCAUGUCAGCUAACCACAACCUCUUUUUUUCUUCUCUUU